This is a messenger RNA of Neopsephotus bourkii (Bourke's parrot), 1577 nucleotides long. RefSeq names its product aspartate beta-hydroxylase domain containing 2 (gene ASPHD2). The record is from RefSeq and is a predicted model, not a curated record. The transcript is spliced from 4 exons. The coding region runs from base 377 to 1408 and encodes 343 amino acids. Lineage: Eukaryota; Metazoa; Chordata; Aves; Psittaciformes; Psittacidae.
GUGCCUCGGCCGGGGCCCGCAGGCUGCCGGCCCGGCGCGGUGCCUCCUGCCCGGGCUGAUGGGAGUUGUGGUCCGAGGCGGCGGGAGCGGAGCGGAGCGGAGCGGCGGGGAGCGGAGCGGCGGCCCCGCGGGAAGCGGUGCGGUGCGGGCUGCAGAGCCUCCCUCCAGCGCUGCCUCUCAGGAUGAUGGUGCCAGGAGCACUGGUGGGGACCCUGCCUGCACAUCACUGCUGACCCCCUGGGCCUGCCCUGGCACUGCUGCUGCUGCUGCUGCCCAUGCCGGGCUCCCACUGCCCCAUGGCAGCCCCGGCGCCGCUGCACGGUGUGGGUGCCCCUGAGGCCCUCGAGCUCUGAGCGCCGCGUGCCGCUGCACCACCAUGUCCAUGGAGUGGCUGCUGGACUGGAGCUGGUCCCUGGACGGGCUCCGGGAUUUCAUCGCCAGCGGCAUCCAGUCCUUCCGGGACUGCGACGCCUCGGCCCUGGCCGCGGUCGCCUGCCUGCUGGUGCUCUUCCUGUGGUACUGCUACCACGUGGGGCGGGAGCAGCCCCGCGCCUACCCCACCGUCAACGCCCUGAUGCAGAGCGCCGAGGCCAACGGCGUGCAGAACGGGUUCGUGUUCUGCCACGCGCCCGAGUGCGCGCGCUGCACGCACCACGACGGCCUCAACCAGAAACUCUACCACAACCUGCAGGAGUACGCCAAGCGCUACUCCUGGUCCGGCAUGGGCAGGAUCCACAAGGGCAUCCGCGAGCAGGGCCGCUACCUCAACAGCCGGCCCUCCAUCCAGAAGCCUGAGGUCUUCUUCCUGCCGGACUUGCCCACCAUGCCCUACUUCUCCCGGGACGCUCAAAAGCACGACGUGGAGUUGUUGGAGCGCAACUUCCAGACCAUCCUGUGCGAGUUUGAGACCCUCUACAAAGCUUUCUCAAACUGCAGCCUCCCGCAAGGAUGGAAAAUGAACAGCACGGCCAGCGGGGAGUGGUUCACCUUCUAUCUGGUGAACCAGGGCAUGUGCGUGCCCAGGAACUGCAGGAGAUGCCCACGGACGUACCGCUUGCUCGGCAGCCUUCGCACCUGCAUUGGCAACAACGUCUUUGGGAACGCGUGCAUCUCCGUGCUGAGCCCGGGCACCGUCAUCGCCGAGCACUACGGACCCACCAACAUCCGCAUCCGCUGCCACCUCGGUCUGAAGACACCCAGUAACUGCGAGCUGGUGGUGGGGGGCGAGCCCCAGUGCUGGGCCGAGGGCCGCUGCCUGCUCUUCGAUGACUCCUUCCUGCACACGGCGUUCCAUGAGGGUCCCCCCGAGGAGGGUCCCCGCGUGAUCUUCAUGGUGGACCUGUGGCACCCCAACGUGGCCGCCGCUGAGCGCCAAGCCCUCGACUUCAUCUUCGCGCCGGGACGAUGACGGCGCUGGCCAGGGCAGUGGGUUCAAGGGCGGCCGGGCCAGCUCGGCGCCGGCACCAGAUGGGAGCUGCCUCCCGGCGCACGGCCUCGGGUCCGGGCUCUUGUAAAUGGAAACUGCGACGUGUCCCCGCGCCCAUCCCUCCCCUCCAUCGUCGGCUUCAGGGAUUCUU